This is a messenger RNA of Dreissena polymorpha, 8154 nucleotides long. RefSeq names its product GTPase IMAP family member 8-like. Lineage: Eukaryota; Metazoa; Mollusca; Bivalvia; Myida; Dreissenidae. Gene Ontology annotation, molecular function: GTP binding. The coding region runs from base 183 to 2672 and encodes 829 amino acids. The transcript is spliced from 17 exons. The record is from RefSeq and is a predicted model, not a curated record.
GUUACCGAUAGCAGUUUUCAGGAAAGUAAAAUGUUUAUUUAAAAAGUGCAGGUUAAAGCAGUGCGUUUAAGGCGAUAAUGCAACUUGCAGUUGGUAGCUUUAAUUUCUAUAUUCGGGAUAGUUGCAGACAUGUUUUUUCGUGAUUUAUUCGCUCGACUGCAUCCGCACAAUGAAAUUUGCCAAUGGGCGAAUGGAUAAUGUCGGAGCAACCCGAGGCCAUGAUAGCUGUACUUCUCAAGGACACUACCGUUAGGAUUAAGCAAAUUGUGUGUACUGCAUGCAAAAGGAAUGAGCAAGGCCUAAGCGGUAUCAAGAGAAUGUUUUGUAAACAUUGUGGGGUAAACAUUGAUGAUGACGCCAAUUUCUGCCCAAAGUGUGGCAAAGGCACCAGUUUCGGAAACGGUACCGGUGAAGUACAAGAGAAAAUCAAUGGAUCAGAUGAACUGCUUCAGCAAGAUAGUGAUGGUCAAGCAUUGAAAGAUAAAUUACCACAACCACCAGGGAAGCAGUCAGACUUGAGCAGUCAGCAUGGAUGGUAUCAACAAGGACCUCCACCUCCACACAUGCAAGGACAAACACAGAGAGACUGGAGUGGUCAGCAUGGGUGGUAUCAACAAGGAGGUCCUCCUCCACACAUGCAAGGAAGUGGCUUUCCACCAGGACAGUCACAUAAAGACUGGAGUGGUCAGCAUGGGUGGUAUCAACAAGGAGGUCCACCUCCACACAUGCAAGGAAGUGGCUUCCCACCAGGACAGUCACAGAAAGACUGGAGUGGUCAGCAUGGAUGGUAUCAACAAGGUCCUCCACAUCCACACAUGCAAGGAAGUGGCUUUAAUCAAAUGCAAAGCUUUCAACCAGGGCAGUCACCAAGGGACUGGAGUGGUCAGCAUGGGUGGUAUCAACAAGGAGGUCCACCUCCACACAUGCAAGGAAGUGGCUUCCCACCAGGACAGUCACAAAAAGACUGGAGCGGUCAGCAUGGAUGGUAUCAACAAGAACCUCCACCUCCACACAUGCAAGGAAGUGGCUUUCCACCAGGACAGUCCCAAAGAGGAGAGACAGAGUUGCAACAUACUAAUCUCAGUAAGGAAGAGAAAGGUCUGCAUACAGAUGGCAAUCAAUUUGAGCAACACGAUCCAAUAGCACCACCACAAUCAGAUGAUAUCAAGCCUGAGAAGAAGUUAGAACCAAGAGCUGAUACACCUUGUAAAUCUGAGCAGCCAAAACCAAAUGUGCCAUCAAAAAAACUGAACGGCAAAGAUGAUUUAAGAAUUCUUUUGGCUGGACAAUCUGGCCAUGGCAAGAGCGCAACAGGGAACUCACUGUUGGGGAUCACAAGAGAAGAAGGAUUUCAUGAUCAAACGAGCCUUCAGUCUGUUACAAAAUAUUCUAAAACAAAGGAAAGCAAAAGAUUUGGAAGAACAAUACAUGUUGUGGACACUCCAGGAAUUUUUGACACAACAUCCAAUGACUCAUUUGUGUACGACAGAUUAGCUGAUUGCAUAGGGAUGACAUUACCUGGAUUCAAUGCUAUCUUCUUAGUACUGCGUCCUGACCGAUUCAAUGAGCAAAUUAUUAAAACUAUUGAAAUUUUCUUUAAAUUCUUUGGACCUGGUGUUAGUGAAUAUGCAUUUGUCAUUUUCACUCACUUUGAGACAAAAGAGCAAUUUGAAAAUUACAUUGGGGAAGGUUUGAAUACCCCUUCAGAUAAGGGAAGAGAAGCCUUUGAAUAUCUGAGAAACUGCUGUCAACAAAAAAUGUUGUUCAUUGACAACAAGGCCGACAAACAUCUCAAAGAAGAAAUGGUCUGGGACAUAUUGAUGGCUGUAGAAAAAGCUAAUGCCAAAGCGCAAAAACAAUACUUUCAAAACAAACAUACUGAAAUGAUCAAGCAAAAGGCUGAAGAGUUUUAUCGAACACAAAUAAUUCGCCACGGCUCUGAACGGUCUAAGGAAGAUCUAAGAAUCCUCCUGGUUGGCCUUCCUGGUCAUGGAAAAAGUGCAACAGGGAACGCACUUAUGGGAAAAUCUGAAUCAAAGUUUACAGAAAAAGAAUCAGGAUUUGGAGAGGCAUACAUACAAACUAAAGAUGGGAUAAACUUUAAUCGCAAUGUAAAGGUUGUGGAAUUCCCGAUGAAGAACAGUCUGAGUCAAAGUGUAGAAGAUUUCCGCAAACUAAUGGUACAAGCUGAGAUACAGUUGAACCCGGGAUUUCAUGCUGUUUGUUUUAUAUUAGAUCCAAAUAAGAUGGCAGAUGUGAACAAACAAUUUCAGCCAUUUAUGGAGUUCUUUGAAGAUUUCGCAAGUGAUUAUGCUUUCAUAAUCAUGACUCAUACCAACAAUGAAGCAGAGUGUGAAAGGCAUGUUCCAACCAAAAGUGACCCCAAAGGUGCAGGGAUUACUUCUUUAUUCAGGUAUUGUAAAGAUAAGGCUUUGUUCAUAGACAAUAGAGCCUCGCAAAAAGAUCAAAUGAUACAAGUUAUUCUCACAUUCAUAGACAGCGCAAAUGCUGCAAAGUCCAUUCCUCACUACAGCUCACGUUUCAAAGAUCAAGCUGUGGCUGCUGACGCUGCUCUACAAGAGCAACUUCGAAGAGAACGUGAAGCUUUUGAUGCUUAUAGAAGAGAAAUUGAAAAUCAAGAAAAAAAUAAAAGAUCUUGUUCAAUAAUGUAAGAUGUUGUAAUAAACAGUUUUCUAUAACAAAAACAAAACUGAUUACUUGUGAGACAUUUAUGUAUGUUGUGACUACAUUAAAAGUAUAUGCGAAAUUUACACAAAAAAAUUUGCAUACAAGAGUUGUACAAUGAAUUCUAUUUUGCCCUGCUCCUUGAUUGUCAUUUUGAAAUUACAGAAGGGUUGUUGAUUGAAUACAAACACCAUUAAAAGAGAAAUUAAUAUUGAUAUGGAACUGUGUUCGGUUUUCCCAGCUUGUGUGGUAAAACACUGUGGAAUUUAAAUUAUUCUUUGGACUAUCUGGAAAUAUGCGUCACAAUUUCUUAUUUAGAAAUAAAUGGUAAGGUCUCAUUCUGAAAAGUUAAAUUUGAAAAUGUUUGUAUGAUAGGUAGUUGUCUACAUAGCAUAUACACUUCAAUACCACAGCCUGUACCUGAAUAAUCCUAAUGCAAUUCAAUGAUCGCAAGUCAGUUCAAUCAUUGAAGCAGAAAAAACAUUAUGAUUUUGAUUUUUAUAACUCAUAUUAUUUUAAUGUAUAGGCAUGAUAUCUGUUGCCAUUGAUCAUGAGUAUUUAAUUUAAGAACUAUUGUGUUAAAUUAAGCAACAACUGUAUUUAAACUCAGUGACUUAGCAGUUUGUUUCAAUCACAUUGUCUAUACAAACAAAGACGUCAGAAUCUAAACACUGCAUGAAAAUGCAUAAUUCUUACUUCUUUGGGUCACUUUGUUGCCUUGCAAUUGGUAGAAAUAUAAACUAUUAUUAGGCUAUGUCAAUAAUAUAUUCUGAAUGUGUUUUCAAUAAUCCCAUGAUACAUUCUAUUUUUUGAUUAAUUUAAUAAGAAUUAUUCCACCACAUUGAAAAGCUUAUCUCCUCUGUAUGUUACUGAUGUGAAUAUUAGACAGCUGCCCUCCUCUGUAUGCUACUGAUGUGAAUAUAAGACAGCUGUCCUCCUCUGUACAUGUAUGUUACUGGUCUGCAUAUUAGACAGCUGUCCUUAUCUGUAUGUUACUGAUGUAAACAUAAGACAGCUGUCCUCCUCUGUAUGUUAUUGAUGUGAAUAUUAGACAUUUGUCCUUCUUUGUAUGUUACUGAUGUGCAUAUUAGACAGCUGUCCUUCUAUAUACGUUACUGAUGUGAAUAUUAGACAGCUGUCCUCCUCUGUAUGUUACUGAUGUGCAUAUUAGACAGCUGUCCUCCUCUGUAUGUUACUGAUGUGCAUAUUAGACAGCUGUCCUCCUUUGUAUGUUACUGAUGUGCACAUUAGACCGCUGUCCUCCUCUUUAUGUUACUGAUGUGAAUAUUAGACAGCUGCCCUCCUUUAUAUGCUACUGAUGUGAAUAUUAGACAGCUGUCCUUCUUAAUAUGUUACUGAUGUGAAUAUUAGACAGCUGUCUUCCUCUGUAUGUUACUGAUGUGAAUAUUUGACAGCUGUCCUCCUCUGUAUGUUACUGAUGUGAAUAUUAGACAGCUGUCCUCCUCUGUAUGUUACUGAUGUGAACAUUAGACAGCUGUCCUCCUUUAUAUGUUACUGAUGUGAAUAUUAGACAGCUGCCCUUCUCUGUAUGUUACUGAUGUGGAUAUUAGACAGCUGUCCUCAUAUGUAUGUUACUGAUGUGAAUAUUAGACAGCUGUCCUCCUCUGUAUGUUACUGAUGUGAAUAUUAGACAGCUUUCCUACUCUGUAUGUUACUGAUGUGAAUAUUAGACAGCUGUCCUCCUAUGUAUGUUACUGAUGUGAAUAUUGAUAAACUUAUCUCCUCUGUAUAUAACUGAUGUUUACAAGCCUUGAAGGUCAAUUAAUAUAUCUAUUUUGAAUUUUAUUUUUUGCAAUUAACAGUAAAAUUAGAAAACUCACACGUGUGUUUCAGCUAUGGGUGAGAUUUUUGAAAAUAAUUGUUGUUUUAGUUUCUGGACAGUAAUUUUUUUUAAAUGUCCAUUACUUAUCCAAUUUUUUGCUAUGCACUGAUAUCCAAAUGCCUUUGUAUGAUAUAUGAUUGAAUAUCAAUUAUAAUUAUUCUUAUGUUAAAAUGUAUGCAACUAAUUGUAUUUUUUAUGAAUGAGUGGUAAAUUGAAAAGAAUUUUUUUUUUGUAUGCCAGGGAUAAGAAAAAAUAACAUGAAAAAAAUUCCAAAAAAAAAUUAAUGAAUAUACAGUUUUACUUUUAAUUGAAAAUGUUGUGUAAAUUAUAUUGUAUUUUCUGUGUUUUGCAUGAACAAACAUUUAAUCAGAAAAUCUACAUAACAAAGUGUGUUAUCCAAAAUAAGAGGCAAGUGCUAAUGAUUUUUAAUUGAAUUCUCUCAUUGAAAUUUAAUUCAAAAACUGCCUUUAAAUCAAAUGAAGAUAACCUUCCAUAUAUUCUGGUUGACCAAUUUCUGUGUUCAUAAGAACGUGUGUCACAAAAUUUUGAAGAAAAUAAGGUGUUUAAAAAUGAUUCAAAACAUUUACUUUUAAUUUCAUAGUUGUUUGUUGAUGUUUGUUUUGUGUGUUUUUAGGGGGCGGGGGGGGGGGGGGGCAUUUUAAGCAUUGAAACACUGUCAUUAGUGUUAGAAAGUUCAUUGAAUAUGACCUCUAACUGCAGAAACAUUAAUGCCAGUUAGUUGAUCAAAGCAUUACAAUAAAAUGAGUCAGCCAAUACAGUAAUAUUGGUGUAUUGAAGCUCUAUCAUUACAAUUACACAAUAAAAUGAUUGCAUUAAGCUGUAUAUAUGUGUAGCUUGCAAACAUUUUAUAAACACGGCAUUGUGUGUGCAAAUACAAGGUUAUUAAUUAUUUAUUCUAUGAAUGUUGAGAUUUCAAGCAACAUUUUUGUUUUAUGUAGCCAGCAUGUCUACUUCAUAGCUGAGCAAAUAAUAUUAACUAUAAGCUUCAGAUGGCACUCAAUACAGUUAACAUUACAGUAAAUGAGUUCAAAACAUGCUUUUUGAACAAUUGAGUAAAAAUAUAAAAUCAAUCAGAACACGUAAUUUAUGCUUUACUAGUCAAAGAUUGAUGUUUGUAAACUAAAGAAGAUCUUAUGUGACAUGCUUUUACUUGUUGAGUUCAUUUGAGCAUAACCUGCUUAAAAUGAGCUUUUGUGAUUGCAUUGUUAAGUUAAAAUGUUGCCUACAUUGUCAAUCCAAUAUAACAUGGGGUGGGUCUUGACUUCUGCUUUUCUCCAACCUUCCAUUUCUGUCUUAAGUGUACUCUUCAAAUUCAAAUAUUGGUGCUCCAAUUGAGCUGAUUGAAUAAUUAUAGCUCUAUUACAAUGUAUAAGAGGCCAACUGUGACUGGGGCCUAUGACAGUUUAAGUUUGAAACUUUUGAAGAGUUGGAAAUGGCUCUCUGUGAACAACACAUUGAACUUCAAACAUGAGUGUAGCCGCUUUAAAUCCCUUGAAAAUCCAUUUUGCUAACUUAAACUUAGGUGAGUGACAUGGGGCAAACGUGGCCCUUUUUCCAAUUUUUAUUGGGUCACAACUUUGUUUGCUUUAUAUAAAUAUAAUAAUUAUAAUUAUGAUGAUAAAUGGCAAUUGUAUUUAAGAAAAAAAUAUGAAUGAAUGUGGCAUACAAUUUAAAAGAGACAUAAUAUGUACAUCUGGAAAAUUUAAGUCUAAGCAUUAGAAAUUGAAGCUAAGUGUACAGAUAAAACAUCAAUUUGUUAUUUUACGAGGGUCUAAAUAGAUCUGUAGCAUAGUUCAUGAAAAACUCAGGUUUUGCAUCUGUAAAAACAACAACCAAUAAUGGAGCUUAUAUUUCUUGUUACCUUAAUUUGAUUUUUACCCAGAAACAAAAUAAACUAGUAUAUGAAAGUCUUAUUUCAAAUACUGAAAAAACUUUCAAGUGAAACAAGAUGGAAUGGGCUAUUUAGUAAUAUUGACUGAAAGCAUGUUCACAGCUUUGUUUUAAAAAUAACCAGAUAUAUUUACAAUUACAAUGGUUACAUACUAGAAUGAUACAUAGAAUUUAAGGAACUCAAUAUCUGCUGUACAAAAUGAAAAUUGUUGAUGAUAAUACGUGCACAAGUUGUAAUAAAUAUGGGGAAACUUUAACUCAUCUUUUAUGGGGUUGUAAGCACAUCCAAACAAUGGGUCAACAUAUUUCAAAUGUAUUGAAUAUAAAUAAUUUCAAUACGCCUACACUCUGUUGCUGCAGGACAUGAUUCUUGGUUGUUUUUUUUAUUGAAAAAGUGAAUCCUAUCAAAAUAUUGUUCCUAGAAAUUAAAAGGAAAAGUUUAAUGUGUAAACAAAAAAAUCUUGAAUGUUCCAGGACUUAAAAGAAGUCUACUUUGGUCAUGGAAAAUCCAAAAACAGACCUCUCACCAAAAUAAUGAAUUCCCAAAUUGGUCAUUUCAAAGAAUAUUCCUACAAUGAACCAAAUCCAAUAUAAUUCAUUAUUAUAAAAUAUGUACUACUCAAACAAUUAAAGUACAAUUAAUUCUUGUGGUAUGAUUUUUACAAUGUCUAUAUAUCCAUAGUAAACAUUAUGUUCGUUUGUCUCUCUGGAAAUAUUAACUCAUAUUUUCGCUACUAACACGUAAGCACAUUAUAGAGCAGGAUGGCCUCAACCUCCACAUACCUAUGGACGAGGUAAAUACAGUCUCUUUUCUCAAAAAAUUAAAAAAAGAAAGAUGAUAAAUGGUUUAAUUGAGGGGCAUAUUAAUGGUAUUUGACAUCUUUCAGAAACAUUUAGUUCAUCCAACCACUCCUCUUGAACACACUUUGAUUAAAAAUUAAAGAGAAUCAGUUCCAUACAUUAUAUUAAUUUUACCAUUUCCUUAUUUCAACAAAAGCAUGGUCAGUUAUGUAAUGUUUUAGAUUUAUGUCUUACUAUACAACCAAUUUUUGUUAAUGCCACAAAUUAAAUCUGAAUUUAAUGUCUAAGCCACUAAUGUUUUUUACAAAAUAUACUAAUGCUGAUCAUGUUUACAAUAUAUUCAGAUUGUUUCCACGCAAUUAAAAUUUGGAAUGAAUAUCAAAGUAAACAUACAACUUAAAACAACAACACUUAUGCUGACAAUGUUAACAAUAUAAUUCAAUGUUUAAGAGCAUGCAUCAGGUUAGGCAUGAUUGCUAUAUUUUUUUAAUAUUUGCUUAAGCAUCAAACCUUAAUACAUAUAUGUAAUUGCAUUCUCUGUUACAAAAUAUGAACUGUUUUUAAAUCUAAAAAUUUCAGGAUUCCAUCUGGUGUCUAUAAAUUGGAUUGAAAGCUUAUAGCCAAUCAUUUUUUGUUAAAAUGCUGGGUCUAGUUGUUCAAAACUACAUUGGACAAUUACACUAACAGCUCUUAAUAUAUUGAUCAAGUCAUGUAUGUAUCUUUAUUAUAAACACUUCAUUAUAUGUAUCAAUUGUAAACAAAUUUGUUUCCUCAAAUAAUUUUAAAAUGUUCGAUAAUAGCAUUGUUUGUACAAUAAAUUUCAUUUGGGUCUGAAGUUAACAGUCAGUUACCUCAACCAGCCGUUAACAUGUUUAGGAACCAGGUCCAGCAGAUCUGUAAAAAAAAAUUGGAAA